Pestalotiopsis fici W106-1 is the source of this 1410-nucleotide messenger RNA. Its product is annotated as Actin-related protein 4. The record is from RefSeq and is a predicted model, not a curated record. Gene Ontology annotation, cellular component: SWI/SNF complex; NuA4 histone acetyltransferase complex. Gene Ontology annotation, biological process: regulation of transcription by RNA polymerase II. NCBI's taxonomy places the organism in Eukaryota, Fungi, Ascomycota, Sordariomycetes, Amphisphaeriales, Sporocadaceae. The coding region runs from base 1 to 1410 and encodes 469 amino acids. The transcript is spliced from 2 exons. Gene Ontology annotation, molecular function: chromatin binding.
AUGGCACAACCCUUGACGUCGGCGAAUGCUCCGACUGACAUCUACGGUGGAGAUGAGGUCUCUGCCAUGGUCCUCGAUGCAGGCUACGUGCAAACACGCGCUGGUUUUGCAGGCGAGGACGUUCCCAAAUCCGUGCUGCCAUCGUUUUACGGUUCCGCCAAUGGCAAAGAUGUCUUUGGCGACGAAUGCCUUAUUCCCCGCGCCGACUUUGAGAUCAAGAACUACAUGUCCCGCACCGAGUCCGUAGUCGAGGACUGGGAUGCUGCCACCAAGAUCUGGGAGCAUAUGCUCAUCAAGCGCCUCCAGCCCGAGCGCGAGACCCCUCCAGAGAAGAACGGACUGAACGACCCUGCCCCCGAUGGCGAGGGCGAUGUGUCCAUGGAAGACGCCACCGCGGCUGCUACCGCUACCGAGGACCAGGAGAAGCCGCUCGCCGAGACCCCGUUACUCAUGACCGAGGCCCCUUGGAACUCGAGCAAGGCUCGUGAGAAGUCCAUUGAGAUUGCGAUGGAGAGCUGGGGCGUGCCAGCCUUCUGGCUGACCAAGACACCCGUUGCUGCCGCCUUUGCUGCCGGCAAGGCUAGCGCUUUGGUCAUUGAUGUGGGAGGUGCAAACACAAGCGUCACGGCGGUUCAUGACGGAAUGAUUCUCAAGCGCUCGAUCCAGAAGUCUCCCGUGGGUGGUAUCUGGCUCUCGUCGCAGAUUCGCAGCAUGUGGGAUAGCAAUGAGCCCAAGGUGGAAGUAGUGCCCACAUUCAUGGUCCAGAAUAAAACUCCCGUGGAUGCUGGUCAACCCGCCCAGGCCAAGCUGCGCAAGUUCCCCUUUGAGAUUUCGCCAAGCUUCCGGGCUUACGAGGAAGAACGCCUCCUCACCGAGUUCAAGGAGUCGGUCGUGGAAGUCUGGAGGGGCCCUGGAAAGUACAACAACCCUGGUAACGAGGAGCUUGUCAAGAGCCAACCGGGUCGCAUCUUUGAGAUGCCAGACGGCGCAAACCAGAUGUGGCGCGAGCAGCGAUACCGUGCGUCUGAGGGUCUUUGGGAUGAUGCGGCACAGCUGCCCGUCUCCGGAUCGGACCCCAUCACCAAGGCCCAAACCAUCCCCGAGCUCAUCCGCGCUUGUCUCAAUAAUGUCGACGUGGACCUGCGGCCGAAUCUAUUGGGUAACAUUGUCGUUACCGGAGGAUCCAGCCUGCUGUCUGGAUUCAAUGACCGACUCAAUAAUGAGCUGACGGCCAUGUACCCUGGAAUGCGAAUCAAGCUGCACGCAGCAGGUCUUACUACGGAACGCAGAUUCGGUUCUUGGAUAGGUGGUAGUAUCCUGGCUAGCUUGGGCACAUUCCACCAAAUGUGGAUUUCCAAGAAGGAGUAUGAUGAAAAUGGUGCAGGAAUUGUCGAGAAGCGUUGCAAGUAG